GUCAAUUCCGAUCUCUUACCGCGUUGUUUCUACGGACGCGCUUAUCACACUUAUGUGUAGUACAACUUGUAAGUUUACAAAUACAGAUACCUAAAAGUGUAACUGCAUGUUUGUACGAUUAUAUCGUCGAGUUUUGCAUGUUUUUUUUUGUUUUACGAUUAAUUAUCUAUUAGCGCUAUUCGUUACAGAACAAAAGAACGUGCGGUUUUCUGAUAUUCCGAUUUUUAUCCGUUAGUUAAUAGUUAUCGAUCCCAGUGACUGUCGAGAGCAACUUAGUGCGUGCGGGAGUUUUGUUUAUACCGGGUAAUUCCCUAAUUAACAUUCCGUAAAGUUGUUUGCGUAUUUCAAUGUUUUAAAUAUAUUUAUUAUAAAAAACUGAUUUUGGUGGAUUUGGAAGUAUUUUUAUCUCAAAUAAAAAAUUGGAUUAACUAUCACACAAUAUGGAAAAAAAUAAUGUACUGAUGAUGGUGUGGAAAAGUUUUACAAUCUUGUGUACAUUAUCAACGGUAACGUGUGCCUCCUAUCAAAUCGGUGCCCCUAACAAUACAGACAUUGAGUUCGUUCUUAUCAAUGAUAAUAAUCCUUGUCAUCGAACUUGUGUAAAAGGUAGUGAGCCUAUGAGAUGCCAUUACACAUUUUCGGUGGAAUGGUACAGAACGAUGAGUAAGGCAUGCUAUUUAUGCCCAUUUUCGCCGGAGGAUUGCGAUCUACCCCAUUGCAUACCAGGAGAAGGCAGCAAAAGAACAAUUGCAGUAGUUAAUAGGCAAAUGCCUGGACCAAGCAUUGAGGUUUGCCUGGGAGACGAAGUAAUAGUGGAUGUUACUAAUAAGCUCCUUUCCGACUCAACAUCAAUGCACUGGCAUGGCUUUCAUCAAACGGGCACCCCAUACAUGGAUGGCGUACCUUAUGUGACACAGUGUCCCAUUCAACCCGGUGCCACUUUUAGAUACCAUUUCAAAGCCGAAAAUUACGGAACACAUUUUUGGCAUUCACACUCAGGGUUUCAAAGGGCAGAUGGAGUCUUUGGACCCUUUAUCGUACGAGUUCCUGACGAGUUUAACCCGCAUAUCAGUCUUUACGAUUACGAUUUGUCAGAACAUAUCGUUAUGAUAAUGGAUUGGGGUACUGAGCUUGGAAUUGAUAAAUAUGCUGCUCAUCAUCAUAGCGAUGGUGAUAACAAGCCAAGAUCCAUACUUGUGAACGGUAGGGGGAUGUCCAAAGGGUUCCUUAUAGACACCAAUACCACUACAUACAUUCCACCAGCCAGGUUUGUCGUUGAAAAGAACUACCGAUAUAGGUUCAGAGUCACAAAUUCUGGAUUUCUUAAUUGCCCUAUUGAAAUGUCCAUCGAUAACCAUACACUCACUGUGAUUAGUAGUGACGGAAAAGACAUAGAACCUGUAGAGGUUGAUUCAUUGGUAUUAUAUGCUGGAGAACGUUUCGACUUUGUUCUCAAUGCCAACCAGGAGAUCGAUUUGUAUUGGAUGCGAUUCAGUGGCCUCAUGGAUUGUGAUGCAAGGUUCACAAGUGUUUUUCAAGGAGCUGUAUUACAAUACAAAAAUGCAUCUGAAACAGGCAAUCCAUCAUCUUUAUUGGAUUAUGCUUCAUCUCACAGACAAGGAUUGCAACUUAAUCCCCUUAAUAAAGGCACGGAAGACAACGAAACUAUCACAAUGCCAAAAUUGGUAUCUUUAGAUGGAUGGGAUGACACUUUGAAAGAAAAGCCUGAUUACCAAUUCCAUUUGGCUUACGAUUUUUACAAAAUAAAUAAUCCUCACUUCCACCAAGGGGACCUUUAUGGAUUUUUCAAUGUGAGCAACCCUAAACAACGCCUUUUGACUCCUCAAUUAAAUCGCAUCUCAAUGACGUACCAAGACGUUCCAAUUCUUCAAGGAAGGGACACGAUAGACGACAAAAACUUCUGCAAUUCUUCAACCAUCGAAGCUCAGGACUGUGCAGAUGAUUAUUGUGAAUGUACUCAUGUCCUACAGGUUGCAUUGAAUUCGGUAGUAGAGUUAGUGAUGAUUGAUGAAGGAUUUGCUUAUGAUGCUAAUCAUCCCUUCCAUCUGCAUGGUAAUUAUUUCAGAGUGGUGGCCAUGAAAAGACUGGGCUCCAAUACGACUUUGGAAGAGGUUAAACGACUGGAUGCGGAAGGGAAAAUAAAAAGAAACCUCAUGGAUGCUGUUGUCAAAGACACUGUGACUGUGCCAGAUGGCGGAUACACGAUAUUGAGGUUUAAAGCGGAUAAUCCAGGAUAUUGGAUGAUGCACUGCCACAUUGAUUUCCACGUGGAGAUAGGGAUGGCGGUUAUUUUUAAAGUUGGUGAAAACCACGAAAUGCCCCCUGUUCCAAAAGACUUUCCCACAUGCGGUAACUAUCUCCCUGAAAUCAGCAAACUACCAACAAUAAACCCUUGCAUUAAAAAGGAAUCAAUAUAUUCUUUGAAAUAUUGGUUCCCAACGUUUUUCGACGAUUCAUGUAACUCAUCCUCAGGCAGUUCUUCUAUUGACAGCAACAGAAUUUCUGUGAUAGUUUUGGUGUUAAUUUUUACUAAAUUCUUUUGUUAAUUAGUUCGUUAUUAGUAAUUCAGUUAUUAACAAAAUCACAUCACUGGAGAUCACAGUUUCUGGAAAUUAAACAAAAUAUAUUUUGUGUCCCAGUGUUGUAAUGACAGUAUUUAUUGUACAUUAUUUUUCAUCCCA
Molecule: messenger RNA, 2702 nt
Organism: Agrilus planipennis (emerald ash borer)
Lineage: Eukaryota; Metazoa; Arthropoda; Insecta; Coleoptera; Buprestidae
Gene: Mco1
Product: laccase-like
Exons: 11
Coding region: 441-2567 (708 amino acids)
Biological process (GO): iron ion transport
Cellular component (GO): plasma membrane
Molecular function (GO): copper ion binding; oxidoreductase activity
Source: RefSeq, a predicted model, not a curated record